Molecule: messenger RNA, 2612 nt
Organism: Solenopsis invicta (red fire ant)
Lineage: Eukaryota; Metazoa; Arthropoda; Insecta; Hymenoptera; Formicidae
Product: protein-associating with the carboxyl-terminal domain of ezrin
Exons: 5
Coding region: 702-2417 (571 amino acids)
Biological process (GO): protein phosphorylation
Molecular function (GO): ATP binding; protein kinase activity
Source: RefSeq, a predicted model, not a curated record
CCUGGAGCAGGCACAAAAAGAAACAAGCGUAUAUUUCUCGCACUAUUUAUCUCAUUAAGCGCGGAAGUGAAAAUGUUUGACAUCCAAUUCACGAUGUUUGCUUUGUAUGUGAAUUAUCCUUUUGUGUACAGUAAUAUGUUGUGAGUCAUGUGUGCAAUGAUUAGAUUUUCUUAGAAAAAAUUAAGGACUAGUCUGAAAUCUUUAGGGCUUUGAAACUAUUCUUUCAAACGAAAACACGUUUUUAAUAGUUUCGCUCAUAUGUCGUUUCAAUAUUUUGUUGUUUCACACAUGAAAACAUUCGAAAAACAAACCUGUGUUAACACUCAGGGCCUUCUUCACCAAUCUCUGAUUAGGUUAAACAACGAGGUGCAGUCCUUUUAUAUUUCGGCUCGCGAUCCCCAAGUAGCUGGGUUUGAUGCUCAAAUGUUAAACAAAGCAAAUCCGAAUACACACAAAAAAGCAAAAAGCUUUCCAAACCAUGGCUUUCGAGUCCCUUCUCUGGGUUCUGAGUAUACGACUAAAUACCAAGAAAUGUGUGGAAACAAAGUUGACUAGGUCAGUGACUUUUACAAAUUACUUAAGACAAAACGCAUCCCAAUUGGUUCAUGUCUCACACUCUAUUUGCCACAUGAGAUGACUACACUUUGCAACAACAGCAGCACAAUGACUGCGUUCAGCAGACUCAACAUGUUGAGAAUUUUAUGUUACAUCGGCAUCCUUGUAUCCUGAAAUACAUUUCUUCGUGGAGCAAAGGUAGCAAGUUCUUUCUCGCGACAGAGGAGGCCAGACCACUGAUCCAAGUUAUUGAGAAGCAAAAUAUACUGCAAAUAUGUAUCGGUUUGCACAGCAUCCUACGGGCCUUAACAUUCCUGCACGAGACCGCAUUGGCCUCACAUAACAACGUGUGCAGCAGCUCUAUCUACGUCACUGCGGAGGGAUAUUGGAAAUUGGGUGGAUUGGAAUGUCUGUGCAAGUUUGCAGAUGCGACGCCGACGUAUUACCAACGAAUAAAGAGUUACAGAUACGAGAAGGCGAUAUCAUCGAAUGAAGACAUAGCUGAUUUAGUUAAAACUGCUAAUCUCUCCGCAAUUGAUUCGUACGCGUUUGGAGUAUUAGCAGAAGACAUUCUAAAGAAUUUACGAGACACAGAUGAGGCACCAAAUUUGUUGGAAUUUAGGGAAUUUUGUAAAAAGAAUCUACAAAAUCCAGAUGCAUGCUUGAGAAGUAGAUUAUUGAAUGUGCUGCAACAUUCGUUUUUCACUCAUGAAUUUAUAAGGAUACAUGCAUUCCUGGAAGAAUUACCAUUAAAAACUGAUGUUGAAAGGGAAGAGUUCUUCACGAAAUUAAGGCAGCAAUUGCAGAUGUAUCCCGAGGCUGUUGUUGCUGAACAACUAGGCAGAGUGCUUCUUUCUAGGAUAGUUUUGUUGGACAGCACUGCCCAAGUAAAACUUUUACCUUUUAUCUUUAAACCCAAAGAUGAGAAAAACGAUUUGGGGACUAGUCUAUUCACAGUUCCUACUUUUAAGAAUAUUUUAGUACCAAGGCUUCUGCAAAUGUUUUGCAUUCGAGAUGUUUCUAUUCGUCUGUUGCUACUGUCCAAUUUUAGUUCGUUCGUUCACGUAUUCGAAGCGGAUGAACUGAAAAAUCAUAUUCUUCCUGAAUUGCUCGUUGGGAUAAAAGACACUAAUGACGAUCUCGUUUGCGCGACAUUAAGGGCGCUGGCUGACAUAGUGCCAAUUUUGGGCGCGGCGACAGUCAUCGGUGGAAACAGGGGAAAAUUAUUCGCGGACGGUCGGCCAAACAAGAAAAUAAUUCGCAACAAAAAUCUCGAUGAUAUUAGGAAAGCUUUAACGUUUACUCAAGAGAUACCUGUGUUUGUGAAUAUAGACGAGAAUAACGUGCAUUUAGUAGAGAGGCCGUCGCCAGACGGCGGUGAAGAUAAGAAGGAGAAGGAAUUUUCGUUCGUCGAAGAAGAGUGUACCUGGUCAGAUUGGGAAACGCAAGAACCAGUUGGAAACGGUCAUUGUAAUGUAGAGGAAACUUCCGCGGACAACGUGCAAAUAGAAAUGCAAAGUCCUUGUGACGCGGACUCGUCCUCGCCCCCGCCCUUAUUACCAUCGAAUACCGAAAAACCAAAGUAUACGAAAAAACUAGUACUUUCUGAUAUUACCGAGCUCGACAUAAAGAAUUCGAAGGUAAUAAAAUCUCCGAAGGAAGAUUUCGACUUCUUUACAGAUAUGGAGCCCGUGAUACAGAAGACGCAGAUCUUACACAUCCCAGAAGUACAUGUUUCCCCGAAGAGCAUGUUUGACGUGAAAACGUCAGGUGCCAUUUUGGAAGAACACGACGUUAAUGGCUGGGGGGAGGACCUGAGUGACUUAAGCAUAGACGAUACGUACGAAUUGGCGCAGCAGUGAGCAUAGUAAAAAGAAGAAAUCACACAAAAGAACGAACGAGCUCAUACGACAAAUGAUACUCAACCCGAUUGUAUCCAUUUUUAUUAACGUCCAAUUAGUAUAUGUGAUUACCAACACCAUAUAUAUAUAUAUAUAUAUAUAUAUUAUCGAAAUAAGUAUUUUUAAUAAAUGUAAAAUAUAUAUGAUAGGUCAAAA